Molecule: messenger RNA, 840 nt
Organism: Acanthocheilonema viteae
Lineage: Eukaryota; Metazoa; Nematoda; Chromadorea; Rhabditida; Onchocercidae
Source: the annotation of a GenBank genome assembly
AUGGUUGAAGGAGAAGGCGUUUGCUCGGUGUGUGCGGUUAAUUGUCAUCGAGGCCAUGAUCUAUCAUACAGUAAAUUUGGUUCAUUCUUUUGUGAUUGCGGAGAAAAAGGUUGUGUUGCGUUGAAAUCCACAUCAUAUCCUAAACCGCAGCGUGCCAGCAAUCAAAAAUAUGCGACAUUGCCCAGCACCCGAUCAAAAUCUUCAAAGCACAGAUUGAGUGUCUUCAGUCAUCUUUCAAUUAUGGAUGAAGAUAAGGCAGAAAUUGAAAAUCAUUUGUGUCAAUUUAUGGACGCACUGACAGUUAAUCGGAAGAAUAUUAUAUCAUUGAUUACUGCGGUAAAGGAAGGAGUGCGUUUGCGAUCAAGCAAGGCCCGUGAAACAUCGUUAAGAGAAGCCGAUGCAAAGCUGAUGCAAGGCUUGAUAAUAUCAACUGAUCGUGUAAUUAUGGAACCGUUAACUUCAUAUUCUAAAGCCCUUUUUGAUAAACGAAUUGAAGCGGGAAAAAAUAUAGAUAAUAUGAUAACAUCUCUUGAAAUUGGUGGCACGAUUCUUCUAGUUGCUGUGCAAGAGAAUUCAAAGAUUGUUUUGCUUGGCGUCCGAUCAUUGCUGAGCGCAUCUACGAAAGAUUGUGAUAUACCAGUUAGUUUUAUUGUAAUUAAAGAGCGAGUCGAAUUGGAUGAGGUUGGGUUCAAAAUAGUUGCACUCGCAAGUAUGAAAGAUUUACUGGCUGUAUGUGGUUUGAAUCAGUAUCUCAUUCUACGCAUUAAUAAGGAUGGUGAUAUAUCUGAAAGGCAAAAUGUUGAAUUUGCUAAUUCAUUCCCAUCUUAUGCUGUUCCUAAA